AUGACUACCAAUCCUUUUCCUCACGCCAUCACACCCUCGCAAUCCGCUUCUCAAGAACAACCUCAACAACCACCAUCUCAACCUCGAUCUGAAUCUCCAUCCCCAACUCCAUCUCAAGCAACCUCAAGCAUCGAUAUAUCAAAUCCAAUGCAACAUUUCUAUUCCCCGCUUCUUUCUUCUCCUCCCCUGGGUUCAUCGCCUGCUUCGGUUAUCUAUGCUCCUCUUCCCUCGCACUCACAGUCACAGACACAGACACAGACACAGGUGCAGUCGGAGGCACAGUCGUGUCUGCACUUGCAGCAAACUCUCGCUCCACCGCCUUUUCAUUCCUCGCAUCACCCACUACAAAACCCCGUUUCGCAAAACUGCAUUCCGCAAAGCCAACAAGCUACUCAUCUUCCACCACCACCACCACAACCACAACCACGACCACAUCCCCUCCUUAGCCCAUUUAUCCCGCCACCUUCCUAUCAAAAUACCUCCCCUCAUCUCCCCCGUUUCUCCAUGCCCAUCUCUGAAUCCUCGCUUUCUUCGGAUGAUUCGGAAACUGAAGCUGAGGAAGAUAGAGGAGAUGGUGGUGGUGGAGGUGGCAGAGGGAGAAUAAGUGGUCGACGAGAAAGGAUGACAUGGGAAGAACAUGAAGAAGAAUUGAAGAUUCAGAGGGCAAAGAGGAUGUGUGCUUGGUUUACGGGGGUGAUGGUUGUAGGGUUGGUGGGGGUGGGAGGCGUGAGGUGGUGGGUUUAUGGGUAG
Sclerotinia borealis F-4128 is the source of this 750-nucleotide messenger RNA. The record is from the annotation of a GenBank genome assembly. Lineage: Eukaryota; Fungi; Ascomycota; Leotiomycetes; Helotiales; Sclerotiniaceae.